Messenger RNA from Ceratosolen solmsi marchali, 866 nucleotides. RefSeq lists its product as uncharacterized. Gene Ontology annotation, molecular function: serine-type endopeptidase activity. Bases 303 to 761 code for a protein of 152 amino acids. The transcript is spliced from 3 exons. Lineage: Eukaryota; Metazoa; Arthropoda; Insecta; Hymenoptera; Agaonidae. The record is from RefSeq and is a predicted model, not a curated record. Gene Ontology annotation, biological process: proteolysis.
AUAAUUAUAUAAAUGCAAAGGCUUUGGUUGGACAGUCUGUUCAACAAAUACAGACAAAUGAAUAUCUUUAUAUUGCAUUGAUUACAACGGUAAUUGGAGAAUCGUAUCAUAUAACUCAUGAUGUAGCGUGUACAGGAACAUUAAUUACUCCUGUAUACGUCAUAACUACCGAAAGUUGCUUAAAAAAUAGAUCACCCGUUCAAAUCCAAGUUUUCCUAGGAUCUACCGAUAUUAAUAAUUGCACAAUAUACUUUACAAGCUGGUGGGUAACGUACGACACGUGGGCUCUUUACAAUAAUAUAAUGGUCACAACUCACGGCCAUGAUGUAACAAUGCUGCGAUUGGAAACAGAAGUACUUGAUGUUCAGCCGGCAGUUAUUGCAACUGUGAGAAAAGAAGAUUUAUUUGGAUUAAGGGUUGAUUUGGCUGGUUGGCCUCAACCAUCCUUAACUCGAUCUUUCAAUAUAAAGGAAAAGGCCAAUAUUAAAAUUAUAUCGGAUGACGUAUGUGUGCAAAAACUUCUAGUAUUUAAUAGACGUCCAAAUUUUCAGGAUAAUUUGUUCUGUACCUUCACAGAUCCAUAUGUACUUAUGUCCAAUGUAAAUAGUGGCGGUCCAGUUUUGCAUGAUAAUAAAAUUAUCGGUGUCAAUAAAAAAACAUAUCCAGCAACAGAACCGGAAGUAGAUCCAAGGAAAGUGAAUAUUCAUUUCAAUUUGGGAUAUUAUUUAGGUUUCAUACAUGAUAUUAUAUCCAAAUGUUAAGAAAUGAAUUACAUUUGUCAAAAGAAAUAAUUAAAUCAACGAAUAAAACCAUCUGACAAUCAUAUUUGUCAUACUUGAUACAGCUAUAACUUUUAAAAAGGAUAU